This is a messenger RNA of Diatraea saccharalis (sugarcane borer), 2202 nucleotides long. NCBI's taxonomy places the organism in Eukaryota, Metazoa, Arthropoda, Insecta, Lepidoptera, Crambidae. The record is from the annotation of a GenBank genome assembly.
UGUAAUAUUCCGCUAAACCUAAUUUUAAAAUAUAGUGAUCACUUGUCUUGUUUGCUUUGAAGAAGUAGGUACUCAAUUUCCAUUUUGACAUCUUACUUUGGUGUUGCCAUAUAAAGAAUAUAAUAUUAGUUCCUCUUUUAUUAAUUUCCACUUGAUAUCUACGCUUUUUUGCCAAGCUGCAAAGCUGGCCGUGGUGCACAUUUAAAUUUUGUUUGAUAAAAUAAUGUAUUGUACGCGAUUAUUAUUGUCUUUCAGUCGAUAAAUUAUUAAAAUUUAAACAUAUAUAUUAUUUCCCUUAAAUUUUAAAACAAAUUUAGUUUUAUUACGCAGUUGUGUUAUUAUUUUGCCAAACAAAACUUUUAUAAAUUGGGGUACACAUUGGCAGGUAUUUUUAAAAUGAAAGGAUUGCGUAAAAUUUUAAAAUCUUAUGAAAUUGUUAAUUAAAUUUAAGUGAAACAAAUGAAUAACAUUUUAGAUAUUAGUGGCAAUUAAAGCUAAUGUUUUUACAAACGUGCAAAGAAGUCCAACUAUAGGAGAAGAUAAUUCUUUUGAAACUUUGAAACUAUCCUACACCUAAGAUCUAGGUCAAUCGCUGACUACUUUUCAAAAUGUUUAAAUGUGAAGUGAACGUAUUCGAGGAAGUUGAAAUUUUUUUAAAUAGCGGUAUGGAUUGCUCCUCUGCAGAUUUGAUGGAUCAUCUUCAAACCAUGAUUAACAGUAAUGUUAAAACCACCGAAAAUAUAACGAGUGAUCUAUUAGACUCCGAGUUUCUGGAAGAUAUUAAACGCUUAAUAGUUUGUGAAAACAUUCCUAUAUUUUUUGGUAGAACUAUGAGGGAUAUAAAAGUUCUUCUUAUAGAUGAUAGUCUCCGAGAACAUGAAGUCUUUGUAAAGUAUAAAAAUCCUAAAAAAAUAUGUAUAAGUUCAGUUACAUUACCACACUCUCCUUUACAAGAAUGUGAAUACAGCUCGUUACCUGAAAUAGUUCAUGCAUUUAGAACACAUAUUGAAAAUUUAUGCAAUUAUUUUAAUGAGCUUGAGCGUAUUGAUAGAUUUUGUACUGUCAUGGAACCUUUGGAGCCUACAUUUAAGGAUGACUUUAGAAAAAUACUUCUAGAUGAAAGAACAUGGCUGCAUAUUGAGGUAUCACCAGAUGGAAUAGCUAGUAACAUGCACCUAGUAGGUCAGUCUGAAUUAUGGAGCAGCAAAUUGCAAACAGGUCUUCUGUCUUGGGAUCAUGAUAAAGAUAUUGUAGAAAAUAUUAUGACUGUUUUUGGUAAGGUUUUGGAAAGUACUAUAAAUGUUUAAUGCUUUAUUAAAUUUACUGGAGACCACUGUCAGUGGUGUUUAAUCUGGUGUAAGAUUUUCUCGAUAAUAAUUAUUGAAAUAUAUAUUUGUGGUAUAAUAAAAAAAUAUAGUGCCACAAUACCAACAUCAAAAAUUGCAACAAUUAUUAAAUAUCAACAUUAUAUCUAGAAACUAGAGAUGUUACAGAUAAUGGUUCAUCCAAAGAUGCAGGCCACACAGUAGGCAAAAAAGUGGAAUAGAAAAAACUUAAAAAAACCAGAUUCAACUUCAAACUUAAAAAAAGUAAUAAAUAUUUUUUUUAAAGUUCAUUCAGACUAUCUUAUAUACUAAACAAUAUAUAACAUUAAAAAAUGUUUCUCCUUAAUGUGAUUGCUCUUUGGCAAUUAGUUUUCUAAAGAUGUUUGACCAUGGACUUCCUACUCCAUGUUGCUCCCGCUACCUUUAUUUCAUCCUCCCAUCUUUUCUUUUAUCAUUCAAAAGUGAUAAAUAAUACUUAUCUCAAAAGGGACUUAUUCAAGAAAAUGCUAUUAAAGUCAGGUGGAGGUCUCUUUAACUCUCUUUUUUAAUUAAUGGCUUAUCUGCACAUUUCGCACAAUUCUGCCAAUGUCAAGUAAAUAAAUAUUUUUUUACAUGUAAAAUGAAAGUGAAAUGAAUGAAAGAUCAAUAUGUUUAAUGGAAAACCCAGGUGGAGGUCUCCUGUAGGUUUAUAAAUAAGUAUUGUCUAUUACUCUUUAAAGUUUGAAGUAGGUUCUAUUUUUAUUUCUAGUUUUUAUUUGAUUUUUAUAUAAUAGGUAACACUAAAAAUAUUAACUCUUCAUGGUUAUUAUGGUUAUUUACAUUAUAAAUACAUAAAUAGCCAAAAUCGCGCAAUAAACGCUAUUCUAUGUAUUGUUGC